CGAACUCAUUACAUUACUUACAAUCAACAUAUAUACCUUACCCACAUCCCUUCUCUCACCACUACCCGACCAAUAAACCACACCAUCAACCGACAGACUGCCACAGAAAAUGCCACCAAAACCCUCCUACGGCCUCAGCCUCCCCAACAAGAAACCACCCGGCGGCGCCCCCGGCGGCCAAAAGCGCAAGAAAACGAUCUUCGACUCCGACUCCGACGACGACACAGCUGCAGGCCAAGACGGCGACAGCGGCGCGGUAGAAAUCUCCACGAUUGGCGGGCUCGGCGAAGAGAAAGAGGCGCCGAAACCCGCGCCAUCAGGCCUGAAAAUCAAACCCAAAUCGACAACGACCUCGCUGCCGCCGCCGAAACGAAAAGUGCCGUUCAACGGAGCCGGAGCCGGCGGAAAACCGAACGUGAAGCCACUGAGCAAGAAGUCGAUAUUCGCAGACGAGGACGACGAGGACGAACAGGGCGGGAAUAAUGAGGAACAGCUAGGAAGCGGACCGGGGACGGCGGGGACGUCGUACGGUCUGAACACAGCUCAGGGACCGGGACAAGGGCAGAAGAAGGAUCAAGGCACGAAGGAAUACACGAACCUCUCGGCCUUGCAUAGCAGUCGCAAACACGCGGAAGAAGCCUCGGAGCUCGACCCCUCGAUCUACUCCUACGACGCAGUGUACGAGAGCCUGCACGCGAAGCCCGAGAAAACAAAAGCCGCUGAGCAAGGAUCCAGCGAGGUGCCGCGGUACAUGACGAGUUUGCUGCGGAGCGCGGAGAUCCGCAAGCGGGAUCAGCUGCGCGCGCGGGACCGGCUGCUGGCGAAGGAGCGCGAGGCCGAGGGUGACGAGUUCGCGGACAAGGAGAAGUUCGUGACGUCGGCGUACAAGGCGCAGCAGGAGGAGCUGCGGAAGGUGGAGGAGGAGGAAGCGGAGCGGGAGAGGCAGGAGGAAGAGCGACGGAAGCAGAACGGCGGAUCUGGCAUGAUUGGGUUCUAUCGGGAUGUGUUGUCGCGUGGCGAAGAGCGGCACGAGGCGGCCGUGAAAGCGGCGGAGGAGACGGCGCGCAAGGUGCAGGCGGGUGAGGUGCCUGCGGAGACGGAUGACACGAGCAAGGAGAAGACGGAUGCGCAGAAGGCGGCGGAGAUGAAUGAGCAGGGCGCGCGGAUUGCGGUCAACGAGGAGGGCAAUGUGGUUGAUAAGCGGCAAUUGCUGUCGGCCGGUCUGAACGUGGCACCAAAGCCGAAGACGCAGGGCGAUGCGGCAGCAAAGGCUGCUCGUCCGGCGGCUCGACCGCGCUUCGACUCGGGCAACCAGGCUGGUGGCCGGGCUGGUCAGCGCGCGCGCCAGACGGAGAUGAUCGCGGCGCAACUGGAGGAGCAGGCGCGACAGGAAGAAGAGGCCGAGGCGGCCAAGCAGAAAGAAAUCGCAGAGCGCAGCCGCAGCCAGAAGACCAAGACCGACGUCUCGAGUGCGCGGGAGCGAUUCCUGGCGAGAAAGAAGGAACGAGAGGCCGCCAAAGGGGGCGCAUCCUGAUUAUUUACUUCUUUCCGGGGGAGGUCGAUUGCAUACAAGGCGUUUGGUCUACGAGAUAUUUCCAAUGUAACAUAACUGACAUAUACCAUGAGACGACGGCUCAG
Molecule: messenger RNA, 1638 nt
Organism: Aspergillus steynii IBT 23096
Lineage: Eukaryota; Fungi; Ascomycota; Eurotiomycetes; Eurotiales; Aspergillaceae
Product: splicing regulator NSRP1-like domain-containing protein
Exons: 1
Coding region: 110-1534 (474 amino acids)
Biological process (GO): regulation of alternative mRNA splicing, via spliceosome
Source: RefSeq, a predicted model, not a curated record